AUGCUGCACAAGGGUGCUCGCCUCCCCUCCCUCCCCUUUCCGAUCUGCGAGCUCGCACACCAAUGGUGUCCUUCCUCUUCUGAUGAGAUCUCAGCGUGUCAUCCUCCCGCCCCUCUCGGCAGGCUGAGCCCCGUUCAGCCCUCCCCCUCGACAAUUGCCCCUCGACGACAUCGAUGCCAUUCGCCCAGCGGCAUCAGCAAGAGCAGCUAUGCCAUCGAGAUCUGUCACGCAUUCAUGUGCCGGACUCGACGACACCUGACCGGCCGAUUCAAUCAGCCGUCAGGUCGGUAUGUCGGCUGCCUUCCACAAGCAAAGCACUUCAUGAAUGCGUCAUCCACACUGUCAGCGGUUGUGUGUGCUCUUUCCUGUCUGUGUCUGUCUGCAGUUACUCUUGCGUCAGCGAUGACUCAGCCUCGGCCCCGCAGCAGGAGCAGCGACCUGGACUCGCCCGUCGUCAACGGCGAGGCGGUCCGCUGCAUCUUCGGUGACUCGCGAGUUCGGCUGCUCAAGGUCAAGGACGUCGGUAGCCUCAGAGUGGCGGCCCGCCACCACAGCCUCGUCGACUUCCCUCCCAAUGCACUCCGCGCACGCCUCACCCACUCGCUGCAUCGAAUUCGGCUCGCCGACGGCUCACGGCUCAGCACAGUGCUGGCCUUCGACACCCAGACAGUGUCAGAGCCACGGGUGCUGCUGGCGGCCGUGUGGCUGGUGGAGGAGCAGAAGUGGGACGAGAUCGUCGACGUAUCGCGGCUGGCGGCGCACUGCGGCCGCUGCAUUCUGCCGGUGCGGCUGACUGCUGACGACAUUAACAGACACGCCAACAAGACGGUGAGACGCACACACAGGGGCGGGAGGGCAGAGGAAAGGGCCUUGUUCAUUCUUCUCUCUCUAUGUGGUCGUGCGGGUGUAUGCGUCGCUUCCCCGUGUGUUGGCUCAGCUCAAGAUGGUCAGCCCUCACAUCCACUUCGGCGACGCCGUGACCUUCCAGCUGUUCCAGCACGGCGGCAGAGUGCGGGCCAUCAUGGACGAGGACGGCUUCGAGCUGACCAUCGACCCGCCCCUCCGUCCCAACCACCUCUACCAGCAGCACCGACAGCCACAUGACCCACCCGUCCGGAGCAGGAUUGGAUAUUCGCCGCCCACGGGGCCGCCGCACACGGGCUGGGUGCACCCGGGUGCUCGUGACCACGCGUCCAUAUCGUCGUUCGUCAAGACAACCGUCAUCAACCACUUCUCGCGGACUCAGCAGCACAAAAGCACUGGCGGCCUCAUCGACAGGUCAGGCGGCGCAUCAUUCUGUGUCGGCACUGUGACGACACACACGAGUGUAUGCCUUGUGUGUGUGUCAGGCAUGUCGACACCCACCGGCUGCACACCAUCAUUACACAGUCCCCACACACACCAGUGGAGGGAUGCACUACAAGUGCAUCGGACCACUUCGCUGCCGGCUACACUUACCGUCGGUAUCUCGUGCUCACCGACGCCGGCCACCCCUUCGUCGCAUGGAUUGAGAUCUGGGAGAACCCCUUCGACGGUCAGCCCAGCCCGGCACAGCGAGGGGGAGGAGGGUGACAAACCCAAGGAGGCACAUAGUCUCAUCUACUGUCCACUGGUGUCCUCCCCUGUCCUUCAUUUACAGGGGAUGUCCGCAUCCACACGACCGAGUCGGCUGUGUCUGGUGUGCGUGGUGCCUUCAAGGACCGCUUCCUUCAGACCACUCGGCUAGCGCGGGCGGUGCUGGGGGCCGUCAUCUCAACCAGGAUCGUCGACCGAUUAGGCAUAUGACUGAGGUAUGCAUCAAACACGACUGACACGAGCAGAAGAUGUCCAUACAGACGAAAAGUUAACAACGGUGUCUAUCUUUCCGUGUGUGUGUCAGGUUGUGCGGUGGCGAUUGACAUUGGGAAGAGCACUGCCGGCCGCAUAGGCGGCUGCAAUGGUGCACACACAUCGUCGGGUUUUCCUAUUGUUCACUCUCUGUCCAUCUGCCGGCUGCUUGCUUCGCUCCCAGCAUCUGCCACCUGCAUCGAGUCUGUGUCGCUGCCGGCGACCAAGAUCCCAGCCCAUCUUUCAGUGGGCGUGGCGCUGCUGGGGAUGAGCCGUCUUUUGUUCUGUACUGCCUUCUCUUCCGAGCCGCUCUCGGGCUGGGGCUUGCUUGCGAGACUUUUCGACGGUCGUCAACGUCUGAGUGUGUGUUGAUGAGUGACUCGUUAGCUGUACAGAUUGACGGACGGACGGGGGCUGCCUGAUGCUGACGUGUGAAUCGAUGUUGGCAGGGAG
Vitrella brassicaformis is the source of this 2280-nucleotide messenger RNA. The record is from the annotation of a GenBank genome assembly. Lineage: Eukaryota; Vitrellaceae.